Owenia fusiformis is the source of this 1281-nucleotide messenger RNA. The record is from the annotation of a GenBank genome assembly. Lineage: Eukaryota; Metazoa; Annelida; Polychaeta; Sabellida; Oweniidae.
AGCAAGCAGACCUGAUAGUGUUGACAAAGCAAGUAGACCUGGUAGUGUUGACAAAGCAAAUAGACCCGAUAGCGUUGACAAAGAAAGUAGACCUGGCAGCCUUGACAUAACAAGUAGACCUGGUAGUGUUGACAAAGCAAGUAGACCUGGUAGUGUUGACAAAGCAAGUAGACCUUGUAGUGUUGAAACAGCAAGAAGUAUUGGUAGUGUUGACAAAACAAGUAGACCUAUGAGUGUUGACAUAACAAGUAGACCUUGCAGUAUUUACGUAACAAGUAGACCAGGUAGUGUUGACAAAGCAAGUAGACCUGAUAGUGUUGACAAAGCAAGUAGACCUGAUACUGUUGUCAAUGCAAGUAGACCUGAUAGUGUUGACAAAGCAAGUAGACCUGAUAGUUUUGACAAAGCAAGUAGACCUGGUAGUGCUGAUAUUGCAAGUAGAUCUGAUAGUGUUGAUAAAGCAAGUAGACCUGGUAGUGUUGACAAAGAAAGUAGACCUGAUAGUGUUAACAACGCAAGUAGACCUGAUAGUGUUGACAAAGCAAGUAGACCUGGUAGUGUUGAUAUAGCAAGUAGACCUGAUAGUGUUGACAAAACAAGUAGACCUGGUAGUGUUGACAAAGCAAGUAGACCUGAUAGUGUUGACAAAGCAAGUAGACCUGAUAGUGUUGACAAAGCAAGUAGACCUGGUAGUGUUGAUAUAGCAAGUAGACCUGAUAGUGUUGACAAAGCAAAUAGACCUGGUAGUGUUGACAAAUCAAGUAGACCUGAUAGUGUUGACAAAGCAAGUAGACCUGGUAGUGUUGACCAAGCAAAUAGACCCGAUAGUGUUGACAAAGCAAGUAGACCUGGUAGUGUUGAUAUAGCAAGUAGACCUGAUAGUGUUGACAAAGCAAGUAGACCUUGUAGUGUUGAAACAGCAAGAAGUAUUGGUAGUGUUGACAAAACAAGUAGACCUAUGAGUGUUGACAUAACAAGUAGAUCUUGCAGUAUUGACGUAAAGAGUAGACCAGGUAGUGUUGACAAAGCAAGUAGACCUGAUAGUGUUGACAAAGCAAGUAGACCUGAUACUGUUGACAAAGCAAGUAGACCUGGUAGUGCUGAUAUUGCAAGUAGACCUGAUAGUGUUGACAAAGCAAAUAGACCUGAUAGUGUUGACAAAGCAAGUAGACCUGAUAGUGUUGACAAAGCAAGUAGACCUGGUAGUGCUUAUAUUGCAAGUAGACCUGAUAGUGUUGACAAAGCAAGUAGACCUGAUAGUGUUGACAAAGCAAGUAGACC